UGUCUCGUCCACGUCCACGUUGCCCGUGACGUUUUCGGUUGGCGAUCUCGGAAAGUGGGUGUCGUUUUCAUCAGCCGUCCGUCGGUCUACGUAAAAACGAGAAUAUUGUGCCACGUUUAACGGUAAGGCGGAGUCGCAGACGGGAUAUCUCGGCGGAUCACCCUCGGGGAGUCAUGCAUUGAUUUUGACUCAAUAGGCCACCGCUAUCCUCUGUCAAGAUGAUAGGGGGUCUGUUUGUUUACAACCACAAGGGGGAGGUGCUUAUCUCUCGAGUGUAUCGGGAUGAUAUUGGACGCAACGCAGUGGAUGCGUUUCGCGUCAACGUCAUCCACGCGCGACAGCAAGUACGCUCGCCUGUAACCAACAUUGCCAGAACAUCGUUUUUUCAUAUAAAGCGCGCUAACAUCUGGCUAGCUGCCGUCACCAAACAAAAUGUUAACGCAGCUAUGGUAUUUGAGCUGCUACUGAAGAUUAUAGAUGUUAUGCAGUCGUAUUUUGGCAAAAUUUCAGAAGAGAACAUCAAGAAUAAUUUCGUCCUUAUUUACGAGCUGCUUGAUGAAAUACUUGACUUUGGAUAUCCACAGAAUUGUGACACAGGAGUGCUGAAAACGUUCAUCACUCAACAAGGUGUAAAAUCAGCCACUAAGGAAGAACAAGCUCAAAUAACAUCACAAGUUACCGGACAGAUUGGAUGGAGGCGAGAGGGCAUCAAGUACAGACGUAAUGAGCUCUUCUUAGACGUGCUUGAAUAUGUGAAUCUGUUAAUGAGUCCUCAGGGUCAGGUUCUCAGCGCUCAUGUUGCUGGAAAGGUGGUAAUGAAAUCCUACUUAUCUGGUAUGCCGGAAUGUAAGUUCGGGAUUAACGAUAAAAUCGUUAUGGAAGCUAAGGGGAUGAAAGGUGGUGGCGGGUUGGGAGGUGGUGGUGAUGAUCCUACUGGCGCUAGAUCCGGCAAACCCGUUGUCGUUAUUGAUGACUGCCAAUUCCAUCAGUGCGUUAAGCUUAGCAAAUUCGAGACCGAACAUUCCAUUAGUUUUAUACCACCGGACGGCGAAUUCGAGCUGAUGAGAUAUCGUACUACGAAGGAUAUAUCAUUGCCUUUCCGAGUGAUACCAUUAGUGCGUGAGGUGGGCCGAACGAAAAUGGAGGUCAAAGCAGUUCUGAAAUCAAACUUCAAACCUUCAUUGCUGGGGCAGAAGAUAGAGGUGCGCGUACCGACGCCGUUAAACACUGCCGGCGUGCAGUUAAUAUGUUUGAAGGGCAAGGCGAAAUACAAAGCGUCAGAGAAUGCAAUUGUCUGGAAGAUCAAGCGUAUGGCCGGCAUGAAGGAGACACAGCUGUCCGCCGAGAUCGAUCUGCUAGAGACGGACACGAAGAAGAAGUGGACGAGGCCACCGAUAUCAAUGAAUUUCGAGGUGCCAUUUGCGCCAUCCGGCUUCAAAGUGCGCUACUUGAAAGUUUUCGAGUCUAAAUUGAAUUACUCCGAUCAUGACGUAAUAAAAUGGGUUCGUUAUAUAGGGCGCAGUGGCUUAUAUGAGACGCGAUGUUAAUGAUUCCGAGUCUCGAUAUCGAGGCAUAAAUAAUUGUAAAGAAGUAAUCUCAAUGCGAAAGUUACGACUACGAGUAUCCAUAUUUCUCGUUAUUAUUUCAUUGUAGCGCAUAUUCAAAGCAAUGAUCUGAAAUUGUUUGGGCUAAUUAAUUUCGAAUUGUGCACGAUACGGAGCAGAAUUACGGAGGAUAAUGUAUCGAAAAAUUCCAUUGUUAGCACAAAAUUUCUGUAUAACUGCAGGAAUUUUUUUUCUGUAUAUUAUACAGUGUACUAGCAAGAGUCAUUCAUUUUUAUUUGUUAGAUAAAAAUCGAUCCCAACUUGUGUAAAAAGUUAUUAAGUGAAUAUCAUGAUAAUUACCAAGCAGAUUAUUUUUUUGUGCCAAUUUUUCGCAUUGUUCAUUUUUUUCGUAUUGAUUUUUAGCCGCGCCAAUGAAUGAUAUGGGAUAUAAUUAGAUCUUGUUAAUUUUUUAAAUGAAAAAUUUAUUAUCGGAGAUUAUAAUAAUUAAGUAUGAUCAUGAAUGUUGUUUGUAUGUAUUUACUCAAUCCACCUAAUGGGAUUUUUAUUUUCUUUUGCUUUGUUUUUGUGCCGGAACGAUCAUUGUAAGUUUUUAAUAUUAUAUAAUUACAAGUUAAGUAAUUAAAUAAUUAUCUCUGGAAUUAAUAUUGGAAUGAUCUAUAUUCAAGAAAUACAAGUACAUUUGUAGAUUUUUAACUAUACACGAAUGUUUUUUCAGAACACGUUAUGAAUUUUUUUAUUGUGUAUAUAUAUAUAUAUAUAUAUACACACACGCGAAUUUAAAAUAUUUUUUACUAUUCGUUUUUUUGUGUAAUAGUGUAUGGCGUUAUGGUCUCUUUGGCACUGGAGUUUAAACAGAAGUAAACAAAUCUAUAUGCUGUGGAUCAUUUAGUGCAAGCUAGCAAUGCGCUCAAUGAAAUGUAGAAUCCUAUUAAUCUGUUAUCUGUGCAUGAGAAUAAGAGUAGAAAGGCAUAUAUUGAUUGAUUGUACGAGCGUGAUUGAUUUUGUCUCUCUAAAAAAAACCGCUCGAAUGCGUAAUGAAAUAUAUGUGAAAUAUAUAAAAUAUAUAUAAUAAAUUAUCCAGUG
Messenger RNA from Monomorium pharaonis (pharaoh ant), 2648 nucleotides. It is a transcript of the gene AP-2mu, whose product is annotated as AP-2 complex subunit mu. Gene Ontology annotation, molecular function: clathrin-cargo adaptor activity. The transcript is spliced from 5 exons. Gene Ontology annotation, biological process: clathrin-dependent endocytosis; intracellular protein transport. NCBI's taxonomy places the organism in Eukaryota, Metazoa, Arthropoda, Insecta, Hymenoptera, Formicidae. The record is from RefSeq and is a predicted model, not a curated record. Gene Ontology annotation, cellular component: cytoplasmic vesicle; AP-2 adaptor complex. Bases 219 to 1547 code for a protein of 442 amino acids.